AUGGAGCAGAGGAUAAAUGUGGCGAUUCGCAUUCGUCCUCCCUUACAGAAGGAGCGCUUUGAUCCCCUCUGCGCUCACAAGGCUGACGACGGGCGGACUGUCAUUAUCAAGGACGAGGAAAGUAUGGGUGCGCCGUCAACAUUUCAAUUUGAUGACGUUUUUGACGGCGGUGAUGAUCAGUGUCAAUUGUACACGCAGUCGGUGCAGGAGCUUGUGGAUGACGCGUUGCAGGGCGCCAACGUGACUGUUCUCACAUACGGUCAAACAGGCAGUGGCAAAACGUACACCAUUCUUGGUUCCUUGUCUAGUGGCGAUCUGACGGAGGAGUCCGGUAUCUUUCCUCGUGUUUUUCACGAUAUAUUUGCUUAUAGGGAGGCUGUGAAGAGGGAACGACACCUUCUCGUUUUCAUUUCCGCGGUCGAGAUCUAUGUAGAUGACGUCAUGGAUCUUCUUUCCAAGCGAAAGAAGGUAAAACUUCGCGAGACACCCGAAGGGACAUUGACCCCGGGUGUCAACAUUAUUGAGUUACGGACAGUGGAAGACGUGAUGCAGACAUUUAAUAUGGCCAACUCAUACCGUUCUGUUACAUCCACAAAAAUAAAUGACUGCAGCUCACGCUCGCACGCCCUGUUCUUUAUUGAUAUUUUUCAGAUGCCCCUCAACGCAUCCCCAGAGCCUCCAGCACGAGAACAACUGUUAGACGCGAGUGGAAUCCCUAUUAGUGGCGACAUCAAGGGACUUGUGCGAUCUCGCAUUGUGCUGGUGGAUUUGGCAGGUAGCGAGCGGGUGAAGCGCACAGGUGUGGAGGGGCAGGCCAUGGUGGAGGCACAGGCUAUCAACAAGUCACUCGCAGCUCUCGGAACGACCAUUAAUGCCAUGUACAUGGAGAGUAACCACAUCCCGUUCCGGGAGUCAAAGCUGACGAGACUCCUCAAGCCAUUAUUUGUCGAUAGGAAUUCGCGUCUUCUUCUUAUUGGCCAAAUUUCUCCACCCAGCGUGAGCGCGCAGGAGUCAAGGGGGACGUUGCGUUUUUGUGACCGCGUGAAGGGUUUGAAGGCGGGCAGUCCGACUUUUUUUCUUAGUCAGGAGGACGAGGAGAGUUAUAUUCGAUCGCUUCGGCAGCAGGAGGAACUCACUGCAGAGUUGCGAAUUGCAGGUGCGGAGUGUUAUUACCAACCAAUGCGCCCUCUUUUCAUGGCCUAUGUGAAGAACAUUGGUGUGGAUGAGGCUCGAAGAGCAUCCAUCGACUUGCUGCAGAGAGACGCAUCCAGCAUCGUAGCGCGUAAGGAGGAAGAAUGCAUGCGAGCCAUGGAAGCGGAGAUACGGGCGAAGCAGAUGGAGAGGGUACAUGCGUUUGCGGACAAGAUGAACCAGAUGAUUGAUGAGUACGAAGCCGUGUCGCACGCCAUAAAGAAGGAGAAAAAAGAUGCCAAGCGAAACAAGGAGGAACAGGCGGAGGAGCAGGAGAAAAAACUUAUAGGGGCCAAGAAGGCCAAGAAGACGCGUUUAAAAAUGCAAGCGAAAGUAGAGAAAUUAAAUAUUGCUUUGAAAGAGACGGAGAGGCACGCGGAAGAAAUGGAGGCGGCAUUUACUUCUCCUUUAGUGGAAGACACCAAUGAAAGUACGGAGGAGUUGACAACGGGGGAAACGCUCAAAGACGACUCCGUCCAGUUAUUGGUGGAGAACUUCCACUCCCAUGCGACAGAGUUGAACCGCCUUCAAGAUUUAUAUGCCCAGUGGUUGGGUGCUACGCAACGACAACGCUCCCAAGUGCGCCGAGCGAAGCUUUUCAGUUCCUCCAUCAUCAUGGAUGGCACGUUGGUUUACGACAUUAUUGACUUUAUCAUUGAUCGCUCCGUCGACAUUGCAGACGGAGUAAGCCACGCGGAAAAGAAGUUCUCAUGGAACGAUAUUGAUGGUUUCAGUAGUCUCCUGCGUAGCGGGGAACGUCUAUACCCGCCCUUGGUGACAACACCGUCAAGUAAAGCUGAGGUGUGCGAGCCGAGUGCGUACCACAACGUCACGUUUCUCUCCUCCGAUGAAAGUGACGAGGAAAACUCUCACCACCGUGAGGAGAAUCGUAUGCUUCGUGGUGAUUCGAGGUCCUUUUCGAGUAGUGAGGGACCCAAUACGCCAAUAAAGGAUCAGUACGAUGCAUUAGGGGACACAAAGGCGCAAGGGACUUUUAAGCAACCGGAAUGGAAUGGUCUACAGCAAACAGCAAACUUGGAAGGUGAAUUUAUUUUGCAGAGAAGGGAUGGAAGCAUGGCUGACGCAAAUGGGGAUGACACGGACGACAACUGCUAUGACGAGGAAAAGAAGGGGGAAGACGAAGAAAGAGCAGGGAAACAACCCGGGCAAAACAAAGAAGAAAGUACGAAUGAUGAAGAGGCACAAUCUUUGGAAAGGACUCGAAAACGCGAUGUACGGGAUAAUGAAUACCUAAUGCGUGUAUACGACUCCCCAACGCUUGUGCAUGACCUUAUCCGGUUUCUACGCGGUGGUACUGUGAUGUUGAAGCACGGACGCAGUGGGAGACCACAUUUUCGUUACUUUUGGGUUACAAUCUCACAAAACUCACGGAAAUUGGUUUGGACGGAACCGGAGUCAAAAAUUACAGCAGAACGUUCAUCCAUAGACCUUGACGAUGUGAGCUUCAUUCAGCUCGGGUGCUUCAGCAAAGUCUUCAAACGCCACCCCGUCGCAUCGACUGACCCCAGUUUCUACCGCAGCUUUACUUUGGGGCUUAAGAGCGGUGGCCGCACUGUCGACAUUGUCGCCGGCUCCCUGCCUGACUUUGAGGCGUGGAUUGUUGGCUUGUCCAACUUGGUGCGCGUGGACCCCGUGUGGGGAGGAAAGCUUGACAUCACAAAGGAGGCACACUUUGAGCAGCUCAACUGCUUCGAGGCUAGCCUAUGUGAGAUGAACUACAUCUACCCCUCACAGUACAUUUUGCUCAAGAAGCGCGUAAAACGGAUUGCGAUGAGGACGCUGGGUGUACUGGAACAGUGCGGCAACGAUGCGACAAAGGCAUACAAGAUUCUUGGCGGCAUCCACCCCCCCGCGGUGAACGAGAAGGGGGCGGUGUACCUCACCAAGGGGGAGCUUCGGUUUAUCGGGCUAAAUGACAUGGAUAUUCUUCGCAUCACGAAGGUGUGGAUUUUGUUUCAGCAGAUGAAUCUUGUAUAUGACGAAAACUUUGUCCCGGCAACGACUUUCGGUGUCACCGAGCGUCACUAA
Molecule: messenger RNA, 3240 nt
Organism: Trypanosoma cruzi
Lineage: Eukaryota; Euglenozoa; Kinetoplastea; Trypanosomatida; Trypanosomatidae
Product: kinesin, putative
Exons: 1
Coding region: 1-3240 (1079 amino acids)
Biological process (GO): microtubule-based movement
Cellular component (GO): microtubule; kinesin complex
Molecular function (GO): microtubule motor activity; ATP hydrolysis activity; microtubule binding
Source: RefSeq, a predicted model, not a curated record